AUGCCGGAAAAGAUUAAAGUCGCAGUUGUUCAGCUGUAUUCAAAGCCGCUAGACAUAGAGGCCAAUUUUGCAAAAUCCUGUCGCUUUAUCCGACAAGCAGCUGAACAGGGAGCCCAACUUGUCGUUCUACCAGAAUAUCAUUUGAACGGGUAUUUACCUGAGGAGCCCAUAUAUAUUGAGCAAGCAACACGAUGUCAAGAAUACAUUGUCCGAUACUGUGCGUUGGCGCGGGAGCUUAGCAUUUGUCUUGUCCCAGGAACGCUUGUUGAGCGGCAUCCAGCUACGGGUCAGACUGCGCCUAUUGGCAGUAGGACAUUAAGCAGUAUAGACGGAGAUUACCAUUUGUUCAACACGUCCUAUUUUAUCUCGCACGAUGGGGAGAUUCUGGGAUCUUAUCGGAAGAAAAACCUAUGGCAUACCGAACGUCUUCACCAAUCUCGAGGUGAGAAGAAGCACUCUGCGAUAUCUACACCGUUGGGGAAAGUAGGACUCUUAAUCUGUUGGGAUCUUGCUUUCCCAGAAGCAUUUCGAGGAUUGGUAAGAGAUGGUGCAGAUAUCAUCAUCGUGCCGACCUGUUGGACCCUCGAUGAAUCAAGUUCUUAUGGGCUGAAACUAAAUCCCGACUACGAAAGUCUUGUGCUCAACACAAUGAUCACAGCUCGUUGCUUUGAAAACAGCUGUGCUGUUGUAUUCGCAAAUGCCGGCGGGCCCCCGGAUACGUUUGUUGGGUUAUCACAGGUCGCCAUGCCAUUCAUAGGUCCUGUGAAUCGUAUGUGGGACAGUUCAGAGGGCUUCUUCAUUGCCGAUAUUGAUAUGGAGGUGUUGAAGGAGUCGGAACUCAACUAUAAAGUGAGAGAAGACAUGACAGGCAAGGAUUGGCAUUAUUAA
Molecule: messenger RNA, 888 nt
Organism: Trichoderma harzianum CBS 226.95
Lineage: Eukaryota; Fungi; Ascomycota; Sordariomycetes; Hypocreales; Hypocreaceae
Exons: 3
Coding region: 1-888 (295 amino acids)
Molecular function (GO): hydrolase activity, acting on carbon-nitrogen (but not peptide) bonds, in linear amides
Source: RefSeq, a predicted model, not a curated record